CAAGAAACUCAAUUGAACACAUUGUAAAUCUCAACAAAGAAUUAAUUAUAAUUAAUUAAACGGUAAUGAUAAGUUAACCAGUAUGGGAACUGCAGCUUCGUUCCUUUUCAGUUGCAGAAACAUAAGCAAACUAAAUAAAAACGAGCUGGAAGAGUUGGAGUCAACUACAAACUUUAAAACACAACAGCUUCAGAAAUGGUAUAAAGACUUUAUGCAAGACUGCCCUGACGGUCACAUGACAAAGGAGGUUUUUAGGAAAAUUUACGGUCAGUUUUUUCCAGCUGGAAAUCCAUCUCCUUUCGUUGACUAUAUUUUUAACGUAUUUGAUUCUAAUAAGGAUGGUGUCGUCACGUUUAAGGAAUUCAUUACUGCCAUCGCCGUAACAACACACGGUUCUGUCGAUGACAAAUUAAAAUGGGCUUUCAAGUUGUACGAUAUUGACAACGAUGGCUAUGUUAGUCGUUUCGAAAUGCUUGACGUCGUUACCGCCAUCUAUCAGCUACACGGAAGAUUUCAUGCUUCUGUUCGUGGUAGAGAUGCACCAGACGAACGAGUGAACCAAUUGUUAGUUAAAUUAGAUAAGGCCGAGUGCUCAACAAUGUCUAGUGCAGAAAGAAACAAUCAAAAAGAGCUGUUUAUGAGAGGAUAA
This is a messenger RNA of Limulus polyphemus (Atlantic horseshoe crab), 649 nucleotides long. RefSeq names its product neuronal calcium sensor 1-like. Lineage: Eukaryota; Metazoa; Arthropoda; Merostomata; Xiphosura; Limulidae. Gene Ontology annotation, molecular function: calcium ion binding. The record is from RefSeq and is a predicted model, not a curated record. The transcript is spliced from 7 exons. The coding region runs from base 83 to 649 and encodes 188 amino acids.